AUGGCACAAGAAUUCAUGGAUAGGUUCAAGUUUAACACUGAGGCAUUCCGGAACAGGCUCUACUUGAUGAAGUUGGAAAAGAAGUCAACCAGAGUCAUUCAGAGAGUAUGCGAUGCGGUGGAGAGCAGAUGCCGCAAAAGUUCAACCCCAAUGGCAGAAAGUGAGAUGACCUCUCUUUUUAUACAAUCCCAAAAAGAUGCAACGUACUAUGAAAAGAUGAUAAGUGUUGUAGGGCAAAAGUUCUUUGAGGUUGUCAGGAUGGGAGAAUUUAUUGAAGAAGGUAUUAAAACUGGGAGAAUCACUAAUUUGGCAGCCCUGCAGGCGACAAGUAAGGCAAUUCAGUCGGAUUCAAUCGGAGGAGCCCUUAAGAAGAGGAAGGACGGUGUGUCUGCUGUCAUGACCAUCCAGGAACGACGAAUUCCCAAUCCCCUUCCUGGAUGGUAUGACGAGACCAAGCAUUGUGCAUAUCACUCUGGAGCUGCUGGACAUGACACUGAAAGUUGCCUCACUCUCAAAGACAAGAUUGAGGCAUUGAUCAAAGAAGGAAUCAUUCAACUCAAAGGUGUUGCCCCCAAUGUAAACAACAACCCACUGCCAAAUCAUGGCAAUGUUAACAUGAUCACCGUUGAUGAAGAUUGCAACUUGGAAAGGACCAUAGUACCAGUCAAGAUAGAGAAGAAUGUCGAGACAUCGGCUUUUAUUUCUCCUGUAAUCACAGUCCAAGCACGAGCGCCAAUUGAAGUGGAAGUUUUUCUUCCCAAGCCUAGGAUUAUGGCCUUUGUCGCUCAAUCAUCCCCUUUUGACACUAAAGCAGUUCCUUGGGAUUACUCGACUGAUGCAAGGGACAAAGGAAAAGGAAAGAUAGUUGUAGAAGCCGCUGCUGCAGGAAUGACAAGAUCCGGGCGUUGUUAUACCCCUGAAGAAGUUGUACGAGGAGGACCAAACAAGGAAAACAACCAAAAAAAGGUUUGUGACAGGUCUGAAGUGGAAGAUUUCUGGAGGAAGAUGCCAACUAAGGAAUAUUCAGUUGUUGAACAGCUGAAGAAAACUCCUGCUCAAAUUUCCUUAAUGGCCUUACUGAUGAAUUUUGCAACUCAUAGGAACGCUUUGGUGAAGGUUUUAAGUGAAGCAUAUGUUCCAGCUGAGACCACCAGUUUGGGACAUAACAAAGCGUUGAACAUUACUGUCAGAUGUAGGGAUAAGUUUAUUUCAAGAGUUCUGAUUGAUAAUGGUUCAGCUGUUAACAUAUGCCCUUUCACUACUCUUCGAGCUUUGGGAAUCGACAUUGGAAAGAUUCGUGAAAGUCAUGUAAGGGUUAGAGGCUUUGACGGGACACAAAGGGGAGUCAUUGGAGAAAUCGAUUUGCCAUUGCAAAUUGGACCUGUGGAGUUCAUUGUGGAAUUCCAAGUAUUGGAUAUAUCUGCUAGUUAUAAUUUAUUACUUGGAAGGCCAUGGAUUCAUAUGGCUGGUGUGGUUCCUUCCACUUUGCACCAGACCUUGAAAUUUGUUUGGAACCAUCAGGAAAUUGUUGUUCAUGGGGAAGGUAACAACUCAAUAUAUCCUGAAAAUUCAGUCCCUGUUAUUAAAAGUAUGGAAGAGUUGGAUGGGUUUGUAUUCCAUAUUAGAGAAAUUAUGUGUGCUACUCAAGUUGGAAAGGCAAAUUUGCCACGUGUGCUUAUGAUGGUGGCUUGGGAAAUGUUGAAGAAUGGUUUUAUCCCGAGUCAAGGUCUUGGAGCGAAAUUGGAUGGAAUAGUGGAACCAAUUCAAUUGCCUGGUCAGAAAUACACCUUUGGUAUUGGAUACGAGCCUACUCCUGAAGAAAUCUCAUCGGCUAAUCUCAAAAGGAAAAGUGACGUUCCCUUACCACAACCUAUCCCGCCCUUGAAUCAGUCAUUUUCCAAGGCGUUUGUUGCACAAGGAUUAGAGGAAGCUAUUGAAGAUAACCUCACAGAAGGACUCAAAAACUUGUUCAUUGAAGAAGCUGAAUGCAAUAUGAUUUUGGAGGAUUGCACCAAGGCCCCGACCAUAUGGGAUGCUAUGCCUGGAGAUGCUUUGAACAAUUGGACUUGUAACCCGUCCCCGGUUCUCCGGGAAUCUUGCAAGCAAACUAAUAAAUCUGUCAAUGCCAAGAAUGUGACAUGUAAUGAAACAAGCGUACAAAACCCGAACAGUGAACAAACUUUUGCAGAAUAUGAAGAAGAUGUGCCGCCUGGAGAGUUGACCAAGGAGUUUGAACAUUUUGAGAAUAAAGAAAAGCCAAAUUUGGAUGAAACUGAGACGAUAAAUUUGGGAGAUUCAGCAGAAUUGGUGAGAGAUACAAGAAUUAGUGUACAUUUGACUCCGUCCCAAAGAAAAGAACUUAUUGAUCUUUUGAGACAAUACAUGGAUGUGUUCGCAUGGUCUUAUGAUGAUAUGCCAGGUCUAAGCACGGAUAUUGUUUCACACAGGUUGCCAAUUGAUCCCUCUUGCCCCCCAGUAAAGCAAAAGCCGAGAAAGAUCAAACCUGAUUUGAGUUUAAAGGUUAAGGAAGAAGUCUCCAAGCAAUUUGAUGUCAAUGUCAUCCGGGUCACCAAGUAUCCCACGUGGUUGGCUAACAUAGUACCAGUGCCAAAGAAAGAUGGAAAAAUCAGAGUAUGUGUAGAUUAUCGAGAUCUCAACAAGGCUAGCCCGAAGGAUGAUUUUCCUCUCCCAAACAUUCACAUACUUAUUGAUAAUUGUGCAAAGCAUGAGUUGCAGUCAUUUGUUGAUUGCUUUGCAGGAUAUCAUCAGAUUCUAAUGGAUGAAGAGGAUGCGGAGAAAACUGCAUUCAUCACGCCUUGGGGAGUAUAUUGUUAUCGGGUAAUGCCUUUUGGACUCAAGAAUGCAGGGGCAACAUAUAUGAGAGCUAUGACUACCAUAUUUCAUGAUAUGAUCCAUAAGGAGAUUGAAGUUUAUGUGGAUGAUGUCAUCAUCAAGUCACGGAAGAGCUCAGAUCAUAAAACAGAUUUGAAGAAGUUCUUUGACAGAUUAAGGCGGUACAAUCUGAAGUUAAAUCCCGCAAAGUGUGCAUUUGGUGUCCCUGCCGAGAAGCUGUUAGGUUUCAUCGUGAGUAGGAAAGGGAUAGAGCUGGAUCCUUCAAAGAUAAAGGCUAUUCAAGACUUGCCUCCUCCAAAGAGUCGAAAGGAUGUAAUGAGUUUUCUUGGUCGCCUCAAUUACAUUAGUCGAUUCAUUGCACAAUCUACUGUAAUUUGCGAGCCAAUCUUCAAGUUGCUGAGGAAAGAUGCUGCAACAAAAUGGACGGAAGAUUGUCAGAAAGCUUUUGACAGAAUCAAGGAGUAUCUAUCAAGUCCACCAGUCUUGGUGCCCCCAGAAUCUGGAAGACCGUUGUUGUUGUAUUUGUCAGUGUCUGACAAUGCAUUUGGAUGUGUGCUGGGACAACAUGACGAAACUGGAAAGAAAGAGCAAGCUAUAUAUUACUUGAGCAAAAAGUUCACUCAUUAUGAAGCUCGGUAUACUUUAUUGGAGCGCACUUGUUGUGCUUUGACUUGGGUUGCACAAAAGCUGAGACAUUAUUUAUGUGCGUAUACCACUUUUCUCAUCUCAAGGAUGGAUCCACUCAAAUAUAUAUUUCAGAAGCCUAUGCCCACUGGAAGGUUGGCGAAGUGGCAAAUUUUGCUAUGUGAAUUCGACAUUGUUUAUGUCACUCAAAAGGCCAUCAAGGGACAAGCGCUAGCUGAUCAUCUCGCUGAAAAUCCCGUGGAUGAAGAGUACAUGCCUCUUAAAACUUAUUUCCCUGAUGAAGAGGUUUUAUUUAUUGGAGAGGAUAUUUCCGAAGAAUAUCCCGGUUGGAGAAUGUUUUUUUAUGGUGCUGCGAAUUCCAAAGGAGUCGGUGCUGGAGCAGUGUUGAUUUCAGAAUCAGGUCAACAUUAUCCUAUCUCAACAAAGUUCAGAUUCUUAUGCACAAAUAAUAUGGCGGAGUACGAGGCUUGUAUUCUUGGGCUUAGAAUGGCUGUUGACAUGAAUAUACAAAAAUUGUUGGUUAUAGGUGAUUCCGACUUAUUGAUUCAUCAGGUUCAAGGCGAAUGGAGCACUAAGAAUGUGAAAAUACUCCCAUAUUUGUUGUGUGUGAAAGAAUUAUGCAAGAAAUUCGUCAAGAUAGAAUUCAAGCAUAUUUCACGAGCUCAGAACGAGUUUGCAGACGCGUUGGCAACCCUGGCUUCUAUGAUUCAAUAUCCAGACAAGAACUAUAUAGAUCCAAUCAAGGUCAAUGUGCAGGAUCAACCAGCCUAUUGUUUCCAUAUAGAUGAAGAACCGGAUGGAGAACCUUGGUACUAUGACAUUAAGAGGUAUCUUAGAGAAGGAGACUAUCCAGAAGGAGUAAACAAUGUUCAAAAGAGGACACUUCGGAGACUCGCAAAUCACUUUUUCCUAAGUGGAGAAAUCCUUUAUAGGAGGACUCCAGAUUUGGGAUUGUUAAGAUGUGUUGACUCUCAAGAGGCAAGCAAGUUGAUUGAAGAAAUACAUGGGGGUACGUGUGGGCCACACAUGAAUGGUUUCACUUUGGCAAAGAAGAUUCUGCGAGCUGGAUAUUUUUGGAUGACCAUGGAAACAGACUGUAUCCGUUUUGUGAGAAGGUGUUAUCAAUGUCAGAUUCAUGGUGAUUUGAUUCGGGUUCCACCGAAUGAGCUAAAUGUGACGAGUUCUCCUUGGCCAUUUGCAGCUUGGGGCAUGGAUGUCAUUGGCCCUAUUGAGCCAGCCGCCUCAAAUGGACACAGAUUCAUUCUGGUAGCUAUUGAUUACUUCACAAAGUGGGUAGAAGCAUCUUCAUACAAGUCUGUGACAAAGAAGGUGGUGACAGAUUUUGUUCGUAAUAACAUCAUUUGUAGAUUUGGGAUCCCCGAGUCAAUUAUUACAGAUAAUGGAGCUAAUCUCAAUAGUGGUUUGAUGCAUGAGAUAUGCGAGAAGUUCAAAAUUAUUCACCGUAAUUCCACUCCUUAUCGACCUCAGAUGAAUGGAGCAGUUGAGGCUGCCAACAAAAAUAUCAAAAGGAUAUUACGGAAAAUGAUUGAUAACUACAAGCAUUGGCAUGAGAGUUUGUCAUUUGCCCUUCUUGGCUACCGCACCACAAUCAGGACUUCGACUGGGGCAACACCUUAUCUUUUGGUUUAUGGAACAGAAGCAGUAUUACCAAUGGAAGUUGAAAUACCAUCUCUGAGGGUCAUCCAAGAAGCUGAGUUAAGUGAUGCCAAGUGGACGCAAAGCCGGUAUGAACAAUUGAUGCUCAUUGAUGAAAAAAGAAUUAAUGCAGUUUGUCAUGGGCAACUUUAUCAACACAGGAUGACCAAAGCUUUCAACAAGAAAGUAAGAUUGAGGCAGUUUGAACCGGGACAAUUGGUGUUGAAGCGAAUAUUCCCACACCAAGAUGAAGCUAAGGGCAAGUUUGCACCUAAUUGGCAAGGACCUUACAUGGUUCACCGAGUACUGACUGGAGGAGCUUUGAUUCUAGCAAAAAUGGAUGGCAAGAUAUGGCCAAAAGCUAUCAAUGCAGAUGCGGUUAAGAGAUACUACAUCUAG
Molecule: messenger RNA, 5553 nt
Organism: Solanum verrucosum
Lineage: Eukaryota; Viridiplantae; Streptophyta; Magnoliopsida; Solanales; Solanaceae
Exons: 4
Coding region: 1-5553 (1850 amino acids)
Biological process (GO): DNA integration
Molecular function (GO): RNA-DNA hybrid ribonuclease activity; nucleic acid binding
Source: RefSeq, a predicted model, not a curated record